AUGGAGAUAACGCAAGACAAGGUUGACGAGCUCAAGACAAUGAUAAAAACCUGGGUUUCACCAUACGAGGAAUAUUAUUAUCAGUACUCUGAGUCACGUCUAUCCACAUGUACACUGACAAUCCACACCAUCCUGCACGUCCCAUUCUACCUUCGUCAAACAGGACCUCUGUGGGCGUCUUGGGCGUUUGUGAUGGAACGGUUUUGUGGACAUUUGCUCCCAGCUGUCAAGAAUCGCCUCCGACCGUAUGAAAACCUCAACAACUACAUUCUUCGUCGCGCACAGAUGCGGAUGGUGUCAAUAAUUCACAACCUACCAGCACUUUGCGUUACACCCUAUUGCAAGGCUCGCACCAAGGAAGGAUUUGAGCUAUUGUCUCAAGAAGUAUAUUACCCAAAGUUCAAAACCAUCGUCCUUGGUACCCCGGUUACUAAACGGGUACAAUAUACAGAUCAGUUGCAAAACAGGUUCACCAAGUACUUUGGCCCAGUAUACCCCCAUUUAACAGCCGCUGAACUGAAAGCGGGAAUCAACAAGGAGUCCAUUGUCCGCUACGGACGUUUCCGCAUGGCCGACGAUGGGGAUUGCAUCCAAACAUCAGCAUUGAUUUCAGCUCAAGACUUGAUAUUUCGCGAUAAUUCCUUCGUAAGAUACUCCCUAUGGCCCAAUGCAAAUGCUGCCUUCCAAAGACGCGACGAUGUCCCGUUCCAAGAGGUCCAUUACGGACAAAUCCACGAUAUCUACUUCGUGGUCUUUGAGAAGCCAUACCUAGAUGGAAGCAAAUCAGAGAGCGAGGAAGAGGACGGGGAGGAAUUAGAUGAGGCCGAGAAGGAAUUGAAGGAACUUCAGAAACGACAAAAGCCGUUUCUGCUGGCAUUCAUAGAACCCUGCAACACCAGGGGCCUGGACGCGACCAAUCCAAACACUCCAGUGGUCAAGUACAAAGAUAUGCUGACUCCUCAUAUGGUCCAUAUCAAUACGAUUGAGGCUGUGGUUGGACGGGUUCCACAAGGAGAUUCGUGGGCCAUAGUUGAUCGCAGUCGGAAAGGAGCUCGGACAGUAUUUGUGGAUGAAGAUUGA
Rhizoctonia solani is the source of this 1080-nucleotide messenger RNA. RefSeq lists its product as uncharacterized. The record is from RefSeq and is a predicted model, not a curated record. NCBI's taxonomy places the organism in Eukaryota, Fungi, Basidiomycota, Agaricomycetes, Cantharellales, Ceratobasidiaceae. The transcript is spliced from 5 exons. The coding region runs from base 1 to 1080 and encodes 359 amino acids.